GUGACUUGUGACAUGUGUGUGACAUCUGACAUCCAUCCAUCAAAAUUUUCGGAAAGGACAAUUCCCAAUUUUUGAAUAAUUGAUACGGUUGAAAACCAAAAUCAUAGCAAAAUGUCCAGUGUGGUGAAUACUUUAGUGGAAAUGGGAUUUAGUAAGCAACAUGCUGAAAUAGCAGUAAAGCAAACAGGAAGUAGCGAUGUCCAAGUAGCUAUGGACUGGCUCUUAUCUCAUGAAGGGCAGCUCGAUAACAUGGUAUCGGAAGUGCCGCCAGAACAGACUGCCCCAGCCGAUACUGAAAAAACAGAUUGUUCUGAUCCAAAAGAGAAGAGCCCUUCACCGACUGCCUCUCAAGACUCUUCUUCAGCAGAAGCAAAGUCUUUUAGGUGCGAUGAUUGUGGCAAGCUAUUUAGGACCCAGGAUGAAGUCGAAUUUCACGCUGUCAAGUCAGGACAUGGAAACUUCUCGGAAUCAACAGAAGAGAAGAGGCCACUUAGUGAAGAAGAGAAGAAAGAACAGUUAGCAAAAAUUGAAGCUAAGCUACGGCAACGGAGGUUGGAGCGCGAAGCUAGAGAGAAAGAGGAAGCACUUAUGAGAGAGAAAAUUAGAAUCAAGUCUGGGAAAGAACUGCAGGAGGCAAAAAGGCGACAGGAAGAAUUAGAAAUGAAAAAAUUGAUGGAACAAAAAAGAAGAGAGAAGGAAGAAGAACGAUUAGCUAAGCAAAGAAUUAGGGAAAAAAUCGAACAGGACAAGAUCGCUCGCAAAGCGAAAUUCGGCGGUGGCAGUGCGCCAGCCGAACUAACCCCUACCGCACCCCCUGCGGCACCCACCCCCCCGUCGGCUACAGCCGCCUCCCCCAAGUCGUCGCCCUCCGAAGCCCGCCUCCAGAUCCGAUUGGCCGACGGCAGCCUCGUCCAACACACUUUCGGCGCCAAGGAGCCGCUCAGCGCUGUCCGGUUGUUCGUUGAGAUGAAAGCCGGCGCUGGUGCGCAGGGCGUGGUCAACCUUAUGACGAAUUUCCCAAAGAAGAUUUUCCAUGCUGAUGAUUAUGAGAAGCCGUUGGAGACGUUAGGUUUAGCUCCAAGUGCCACUUUGUUCGUUUCCAAGAGCACAUAACUAGUCAUAGCACGGACAUACCAAGCCUGGUAAAUCGUCGGCCAUUUACAAGAUUGGUUUGAAAUAUGUUACAACUGCUAUUUAUAUUGUAAGUUUUUUUCUUAUAUACGAUAACCCUUUUUUCUGUUGACGGUAAUUUUAAAAUAAAUAGCUGUUGGGAGUUUUCUACAUAUUUAUAGGAGAAAAGUAUGUGUAAUAGUCAUAAUAAUAAAAUUAUGUUUAUAUUUUCUAAAAUUUAGUUGUGAGGUUGUAAAUGUGAAAUUGCUAUAACAAAUUAUACAUGGUGCCCUAGAAUAACAUGAUAAUAUCUCCUAUACAUAUAAAACAAAUAAAUAAUGCCACAUAAUCCUGUAGAAUAUAAAGCUGAAAUCCGUCAUUCCCUGAAAUGCCUAGUCGGUCCCCGUAUUGCCGGCAAAUACCGUAACAGUGAUUAUUACAACGUUUGACUAAGCAUUUCAGUCAUUCCCUGUAAUGACUGAACAAUUUCUGUCAAACACUGUAACAACCACAGUAACUUCGUUACUGCAUUCGCCUAUUUUAGUCAAGCGCUGUAAUCAAUACAGUGUUGCCCCAAUGAAGUACAUAAUAUAUAGUCAAAAUCACGAAAGAUGACUAUUUCGUCAUACCAUAAAUUGUACUGAAAUAAUCAAUGGACGUACGUCGAUGAUAAAAUCACGCUGUCAGGAACAUAAUGACAACAAAUUUAUAUUAUGACUUUGCGAAGUUAGGUUAUUUCACUGAUUAUUUUUAUUUUCAUUUUAUUUCAUGGUUUUGAGUGAUACCUUAAUAAUAAUUUUAGUGGGGAAUUUUUGUUUUGAAAAAAAAAACAGUUAUGAGUAGAAUACUUUAAGACAGGAACACCAAAGACCAAAGUAUUAUUCGAAAACAACCUAACCUGCUUUAACAUAACCUAACUAUUCAUCUUUCAAAUAUAAUCGAUGAUGCAACAUGAAAACAUCGCCUAUCUUUGUCGUAUACUUGCAAAUUAGCAAUACAGUUUGUUUCGACAAUAAAAUUCUUUUUGUCUCUGUCUAACAUAUCUGAAACUUCAUUAAAAAUAUUCACAAAUCGCUGUCGUUUUUCUUUACUACAGACUAAAAUGAUGACGUAAUCGUCAUCUUUCGUGAUUUCAACUAUAACAAGGUACUACAUUAUCCAUAAUAUUAAAAGCAUAAUAAUCAAGCAUGCGUUAAUGUAAAAGAAAAGAAGAAUAGAUUAAAGCUUUGUCUUUAUUAUUACAUUAUUAUGGACAUUAAUAAUUCAUUAGUGUAUUAAAUCAACAAGAAAUAUCCUGAGACUAUCGAAAGAGAUAUAAAACAAUACACAUUAAAAAAACAAAAUGCAGAACUGCGAGUAGUGGCAAGCGAAUAAAAGUUACAUAGAAUUAUCUUAUAUUUUAUAUCAAACAUUAUUUUUUGUUUUUUUUUUUCUCUAGAGUUAUACAUAUUCACAAUACCGCAGCAAUACUGAUGGGGAAACGUGCGUCGAUGACGUGUAUUCUUGAUAUAAAUAACUCCAGCGUGGACGAAUUAUAUAUUUUUUCAAUCUAGUAUUUAGUAUUUAUAUACGAAACACGGCAACAAUGGAUGCUGCUGUUGAGCAAGCCUAUGUACGUUAAAAUUUUGGGUUAGGUUCACGAAUUAUAAAAAUUUACUUACCUCAUUUAACUCAUUUGUAUUCCAUGGUUUGUUCUUAUUCACUCUGUCAUAGUAUUCACUUAGUUUCUUGUAAAACAAUUCUGAAUGCUGCGACAUCUUUACAAACACAGAAAAUACGAUUUGUAUACACAAGCAAAUGAACCCAAAACUGGUACAAUGAAUGACUGAAUCAGGUAAAUGCAGUAAUGAAGUUAAUGUGAUUGUUACGGUGUUCGACUAAAAUUGUUCAGUUAUUACAGGGAAUGACUGAAAUGGUUAGUCAAACGUUGUAAUAAUCAAACUGUUACGGCGUUUGCCGGCAAUACGGGGACUGACUAGGCAUUUUAGGGAAUGACCAAUUUCAGCGUUUGACGCCGACACUUUAUAUAUAUAUAUAACAAAAAUAGGAAAAUAAUGGUCAAAAUCCGCAAAAAGUGGAUUCGAGCAGAAAUAGGAUAGGUAACCCGAGCGAUACGUAUUUCUGCUGGUUGGCUUCAUCAGGUUAUUUGUCGCCUUGAAAAUUCGAGGUCUUCUAGCCAUUUUAUACUACAAUGUGUAGGUUGGCUCUUGUUGUGGACUUCGUGUGUCUUUUUUUCCUCUCCAUCUUCGUUUCCUCAGGGUACACCCGUUCCGGAUGUGUGGGCAUGUGUAUCUACUUUUGUAGUUGCAUAUGUGCAUUCAUUUCGGGCCUGAUGAAGUCAACCAGCAGAAAUACGUAUCGCUGGGGUUACCUAUCCUAUUUCUGCUGAAAUCCACUUUUUGCGGAUUUUGCCCAUUAUUUUCCUAUUUUUGUUAUAUACCUUUCUCCACAUGAUAAUUUUCUCUUUGUAGAUCCUUUGGGCUUGAAGUACCACAGCAAGUGGCCAUAACCGGCCGCGUGGUUGUGGUUAUUUGUCGCCUUGAAAAUUCGAGGUCUUCUAGCCAUUUUAUACUAUAAUGUGUAGGUUGGCUCUUGUUGUGGACUUCGUGUGUCUUUUUUUCCUCUCCAUCUUCGUUUCCUCAGGUUACACCCGUAUCCGGAUGUGUGGGCAUGUGUAUCUACUUUUGUAGUUGCAUAUGUGCAUUCAUUUCGGGCCUGAUGAAGCCAACCAGCAGAAAUACGUAUCGCUCGGGUUACCUAUCCUAUUUCUGCUCGAAUCCACUUUUUGCGGAUUUUGCCUAUUAUUUUCCUAUUUUUGUUAUAUACCUUUCUCCGCAUGAUAAUUUUCUAUAUAUAUAUAUAUAUAUAAUUUUAAUAUAAUUUUUUGUUGAGUACUCCAGCCCAUAAAUUUACGCCGAACUGACGUUGAAAGCUGUGUCGGCGAAUAGCGUGUGGAUUUUCCACGCUCCAUGAAUGUAAAUUGUGCAUGUUGAAUAUUCCAUUUAGGUUAAAGUUGGAUCCACCUGUCCGUAAGAUGCUGCCAAAAAAGUGUCAAGCUCUUCGCACCUUCUCAACAUAUUCUCACAAAAUUCAAUCCGUUGUGUAUAGUCGCUUGGAAGCAAUUCUUUUACUUUUUGUACAUGGUAAGGAUGCAUGUUCUCCGAGCCAAGUAUUGUAUGCACUGAAGUAUGAGAUAUGUUUCUGCUUCGAGCAAUAGCUCUGGUGCUUAUAGAGGGAUCUCUCUCGGCUGCGUCUCUUUCGAUUGAAUCCCAAAAAAGGGUUUUCUCAUUAUUUGUUGUCGAAUAAAAAGUUUUCCCACAAAAAUUGGUGUAUCCAUUUUAUGCAUCCAUAAUUUAAAUACCCUCUUGAACAACUUGCAUCAAUAAAACCAGACUUUACAAUUAUUUCGCAAAUUUGAUUAGACUAUACUUUGUAUUUUUUUAUCAGAGUUUUUUCCGUUUCUUCAUAAACUAUUAUUUCAUCUUCUCCUAGCUGAAUCGGCAUUUCUCAUUCUGUGGUAUUGUGACAUUCCAUCUGUUUUCACAUUUCUUUUUUUGUUUUUGUAUAACUUGUUUUUUUCAAGUUACUUUUGUUCUGAGUUAAAUGGUGGAAUAGCAUGUGCUAAAUGUGCAUGUAAUAUACGGUGUUUAGGACAAUAAAGACGAUUAUUAUUACUAUAUAUACGGGGCUACCUAAACGGAGGUACAGGACCAUAAAGGACGUCACUGGAAAUCCUUUUUUCUUUAAAAAUUUUUAAACGACAUUAUAGAAUUUGAGUGUAGGGAUCGAUCUAUACCGAUAGGGUGGCCAAAAUGUAACUGACUGGUUUGUAUCUUGAAUAUUUGUGAAAUGAAAUGAAUGAAAUUCGUCCAUUUUUUUCAUCUUAAUCGUUUAUUGAGACUUGUUGACAAGUUGGUCUAUCCUGCUCGAACCACAUGUUUUGCAAGUUAAAUUGUUUGAUUUGAGGAGUCAGAAAGUUUUGCACCAUAUCACGGUAGCACUCGCCAGUGACAAUAAGAGAAUUACUGCAGCGUCUUCAAAAAGUCCAAUGACACCUCCAUACCAAACACCGCACCAAAAUGUGACUUGACGAGAAUGUAGUGGUCGUUGAUGGAUGGCACGAGGGUUCUCUAAUGCCCAGAUAAGAUAAUUCUGCUUAUUAACAAAUUUGUUCAUAUCGAAGUAGGCUUCAUCGCUCAUUAUCAGUUGUCGGUAAAAAUCUUUUUUGUAUUAAGCUGCAAUGUUGCAUGACUGUAUUGUUGGCUACUUUCAUGGUCACUAGGCUGUAGUUCUUGGAUUAACUGAAUUUUGUAUGGCCGCAAAUACAAGUCAUUUUUUUAAAUAGUGCAUAAUGACGUGCGACGAAUACGAAUACUUAGAACGAUGUCUGGUAGACGUCUCAGGGUGCUCCGCUACACUUUCACGAACUCUCUUGAUAUUUUCCCGAGUACGAACACGGCCCGACCUUGACAGGUCUUUAACUUCACCUGUUUGUUCAAAUUUCCGCACCAACUCACGAAUGGUGUUGACACUGGGCACGUUAUUUUCGACCGAAAUCUUGUCGUAGCUUCCGAAUCGAUGCAACAUUAUUCAGGUAAAACAUUUUAAUACGGACGCGUUGUGCAAUCGUGUAGCGCUCCAUGAUGAAUUGGACACAUGUGCUUUAAACAACUACUACGACGCCACCUACUGAAAUGCCCGUAUGAAAAAUGAAUUCGAAUCAGUCGGUUAUAUAUUUGGCCACUCUGUAUGUGUAUAGGAGAAAUUGAGAUGUUAUUCUGGGACAUCCUGAAUGCAGGCCUGCAGAAUUGAGGUGAGACUGAUUAUUUUUUGUUUUAGUAGGUUGAAUAUCUAUCAUUUCAUUGAAUAUAGGAGAGGCAAGUAUUUAACAUUUCAUUAUCUAAGUUUGGACUUUUUGUGGUACCUACAGUAAUGGGCAAAAGUAUAUAGACGAAUUAAUAUUGUGCUGUAUUUCUUUUUUAACUUGUUUUAUUAAUACACCAACCUCUAUACAUAAUUCGUUAUAGUAUAAUACUCACUUAUACAUAAAUAAAUUCAUUAGACUCCCUUCAACAAAAAAUUAAUUGAAAAAAACUGGAACUAUGAAGGAUAUAUAGACAAAGCAAAACAAUUAUAGAAAAAAGAAGCAAAGUUCAUUGAAUUAUAGAAAACCAACCAUGUUUGUGUUAAUAUUUUGUAGCAUAAUCGUUAUUAUCAAUCGCCGCCUGGCAUCGUCUCGGCAUAGAUUGUAGAAGUUUCUUGAUAUAAGAUUCAUCAAUCUGUCUCUACUUUUGCUCUAAAGCGGCAAAAAGUUCAUCCUUGUUUGAAUAAUUUUUAUCUCGUACUUGCUUAUCUAAGUAUUACCAUAGAUUUUCAUUGGGGUUUAUAUCGGGAGACUGUGAAGGCCAUUUGAGAACUGGUAUUUUUUCAUCCAGAAAGAAUUUCUUUGCGAGAUUUGAAGUGUGCUUCGGGUCAUUAUCUUGCUGGAAGAUUGAUCCUAUGGGCAUAUUGUCUUCCAUAUAGGGUAACAUGACAUGCUUUAGUAUGUCUGUGUAUACAAACUUAUCCAUAAUGCCAUCUAUUCUAUGUAAAGGUCUCAUCCCAAACCCCGAAAAGCACCCCCAAAUCAUAACAGACACGCCCCCAUCUUUGACAGUGGGCAAAGUGACAUGCAAAUAAUUUCAAAUCAUUUAAUCUUCUACUUAUAGUUUUCGUAGAAACACUGACAAUUCAUUUUGUCUCGAUUUCGGCUUUUAUUUGUCAUGGGGUUUUAAACGGAUCUUUGGAUGAAAUUACUUUUAUUAAUCUAACUGAUCAGCAUUUAGUUUUCUAAGCCGACCACUUCUCUUAGAGGCUUCCAAGAUACCUUUUUGUUUAUAUUUGUUCAAUAUUGCCCAAACUGCAUUACGCUUCAAAUUUUUGGCAAUGUCGACUUGACGUUGACCAUCUUUGUAUAACUCAAUGAUAGUUUUCACAUCGAAAGAAAUUCCUGGACCACGCGGCAUGGUCUUAAAAUCACUCAACUUAUUGCACAAUACUUGAUGAACACAAACUAAUCCUCUUCUGACACGAAACUGUACUAAACUAAUGUUGAAAAGAAUUUGUCUACAUAUUUUUUUACCCCAUAAAAAGUGCUUAUAUUCAGACUUGUAUUGUGUUCAUUGCAGAUAAUGUAAAAACAAGGAAUUUAGUUUUUCUACUAAUAACGCAUUUGGUUUAUGGAGCAGUGAAGUAAGAAUUCGUUUUCUAAAGGUAUUUAGGUAAAUAUUCAUAUUUGUCUAUAUACUUUUGUCCAUUACUGUACAUUACCAAAAUUAUGUUUUAUUUCGAUCCGUUUAUUUUUCAAUUUAAAAAUUGCUCAUGAGGGUGAGGCUGUAUCUAGUUAUUAUUUAUUUUUAGUAAAAUAUGAUUAGAGGUUACAGUAAUUUGUAUGGAAUCAUUAAUAGGGUGAAAUGGAGAAUAAAAUCAUAACAUAGUGUGUAAAAGUAAUAUUUUUUCCAAAAAUAAAAUUACAGCAACCUAAUUUACACAGAAAAUAUAUCUCUAGAGUAUAAAUUUUAAAAUGAAUAUAUACAACUAUUAUCUACCAAAAAUAUACAAUCAAGUAGAAACAUUACAUCAUGGCAAAUCACAAAAAUUCAUUGUAAAGAGAAAAAAGUGAAAAAAUGGGUGAAUGUAACCGAGAAAAUUUAAUUUUCAACUAAGAAUAAUAAAAAUUUGAGCAACCAAAUUUAAUGUAAGCGCAAAAAAAUUAAAACAGCC
Molecule: messenger RNA, 7872 nt
Organism: Acanthoscelides obtectus
Lineage: Eukaryota; Metazoa; Arthropoda; Insecta; Coleoptera; Chrysomelidae
Source: the annotation of a GenBank genome assembly